GCAGUAGUUAGUGGAAUGCACUUGUUCGAAAUGCACUUACUUUUCCCGAUCCUGGAGCUCCUGGCCUUGGCCGGAACAGCCCUUAGCAGAGUACAGGAGGUGCACAACGUGUUGGAGUUGACUGGUCAGAAGGCCAGCAGGGAGUUCUCCACGGAUGUGGCCAACGGCAAGUACACCCCGCCGGAGGAGAUGGACCCGCAGUUCUGGUACAAGAUCGCCGACGAGGAGAUCGCCAAGCGACUAGCCCUUCCCCAGCUGAAUACUGACAAGGCCAAGAACGUCAUUAUGUUCCUCGGAGAUGGUAUGCCACUUGCCACCGUCACAGCCGCACGUAUCCUGAAAGGACAGCGUCAGGGAAAAACUGGAGAGGAGUCCUCAUUGAGCUUCGAGCGAUUUCCCUAUUCGGGUUUGAGCAGAACCUACUGCGCGAACGCCCAGGUGCCCGACUCCGCCUGCACUGCCACGGCUUAUCUCUGCGGCGUUAAAACCAACAUCAUUAACAUCGGAGUAAGUGCGGCCGUGAACUUCAACAACUGCACCGCCAGCCAGGAUCCGGCCAACCGCCUAACCUCCAUUGCGGAGUGGUCGCAGGACAGUGGCAAGUCCACGGGCUUCGUGACCACCACCACCCUGACCCACGCCAGUCCCUCGGGAGCCUAUGCCAAGACGGCCAACCGGAUGUGGCAGUGCGACACGGAUGUGACCAAGUACGGCGUGGACGCCAGCACCUGCAUCGACAUGGCCACCCAGCUGGUGACCCAGACGCCGGGAAAGAACUUCGAGGUCAUGUUCGGCGGCGGCAUGGGCAAGUUCCUGCCCAAGACCGUUAGGGAUAGCCACGGCAAAAUUGGGGAGCGAUCCGAUGGGGUGAAUCUGCUGGCCCGCUGGCAAGCACUCCACGCAAAAGGCGCCCUGGUCACCAAUCGCAAGCAGCUGCUCAGCCUGAACGUCUCGACUGCGACCAACAUAAUUGGUGCCUUCCAGUCGGGCUUGAUGGACUUCCACAUGGAUGCGGAUGCCAGCUACCAGCCCACCCUCUCCGAACUCACCGAGGUGGCCAUCAAGAAGCUGAGCCAGAACGAGAACGGAUACUUUGUGUUCAUUGAAGGUGGCCUUAUUGACUAUGGCAACCACUACACCCAAGCGGGCUACGCUUUGGAUGAGGCACUGGAGUUUGAAAAAGCUAUCGAGUUGGCACGUAACAUUACCGACAUUAAGGAUACUCUGAUUGUGGUGACCGCAGAUCACGGCCACGCUGUGAGUAUCGCUGGAUAUCCUGGCAGGGGCACUCCCAUUCUGGGCGUCAAUCAGCACGACACUGAUAUAAACGGAGUAAAGUACUCGGUGCUCAACUAUGCGGCGGGACCCAACCAGUAUCUGGAUGAGAAUGGCCAGCGCAUUCCGUUGGAUGAUAUCCUCGGACCCGAUGACGCCAUCAUGCCCAGCUACAUCGCCAAGGAAAUUGGAGUGCACUCCGGCGAGGAUGUGGGUGUUUGGGCGUCCGGUCCGCAGAGCCACCUCUUCACUGGAGUAAUGCAGCAGAGCACCAUCCCCCACUUGAUGGCCUACGCAUCAUGCGUUGGCAGCGGGAAGAAGGUGUGCGAUAACUAACUACCGCAAAUUUAAACCUGCACUAAUAGAUAUAUUAAUAUAUAAUUAUUAAUUUAUGCUAUUAUAUAUUUUGACUAUAUGUUAUAUAUAAUAACAUAAAAUAAUAAAGUGUUUGAUUAGAGUGGAACAUGUGUUUUUUAAAGACAUCGUCAAUCUUUUUUAAUAUUAAACAAGAAAAUAGUUUUGGUUUGUUUAUGAAAACGGUGCUAAUAUAUUUAAAGGCUAAUAAAGUAAUAAUUUAAGUGACUUGAAAAAUUCGGAUUAUAUGUACUGCUUUACAUAUAAAAUAACUAUAAAUUCAAUAGAAAUAUAAUAAACCAAUAAAUAUGCUAGUGUUUUUAAGCCAGCAAUUAUUCUGAAA
This is a messenger RNA of Drosophila rhopaloa, 1972 nucleotides long. Its product is annotated as membrane-bound alkaline phosphatase-like. The transcript has 3 exons. Bases 16 to 1611 code for a protein of 531 amino acids. Gene Ontology annotation, molecular function: alkaline phosphatase activity. Lineage: Eukaryota; Metazoa; Arthropoda; Insecta; Diptera; Drosophilidae. The record is from RefSeq and is a predicted model, not a curated record. Gene Ontology annotation, biological process: dephosphorylation.